Molecule: messenger RNA, 1745 nt
Organism: Lingula anatina
Lineage: Eukaryota; Metazoa; Brachiopoda; Lingulata; Lingulida; Lingulidae
Product: alpha-aminoadipic semialdehyde dehydrogenase
Molecular function (GO): aldehyde dehydrogenase (NAD+) activity
Source: RefSeq, a predicted model, not a curated record
CUAACUUUAGAUGAAAUUGACCUCAAUAGCUCCACAUGGCGGCCAUUCUGCGAACUUCGAGGACCGUAGCAUAUUCUCUGAUAAAACGGACUUUAACCUUCAAGACACCUUAUAGAGCCAUGAGUAGCUUGCUGAUAGAUGAUCCCAAAUAUUCUUGGUUGAAGGAUUUGGGCUUGAGUGCUGACAACAAGGGAGUGUUUCACGGUGUUUGGACAGGCUCUGGAGAGGUAACGACAUCGUACUGCCCCACCAAUAACCAGCCUAUUGCCAGGGUAACACAGGGGAGCCCAGGAGAUUAUGACAGUGCAGUGAAGGCAGCGUUGGAGGCAUGGCAGACCUGGUGUGAGGUGCCAGCGCCACAGAGGGGAGAGAUUGUGCGGCAGAUUGGUCAUGCUUUGAGAGAAAAGAAAACUCUGUUAGGAAAACUGGAAUCUCUAGAGAAUGGCAAAAUCUUACCAGAAGGAGAGGGCGAGGUGCAGGAAUUUAUUGAUAUUUGUGACUAUGCAGUGGGCCUCUCCAGAAUGUUUCAAGGAUUAGUUCUUCCUUCAGAGAGGCCAGGGCACUUGCUUCUGGAGCAGUGGAAUCCCCUGGGGGUGGUAGGGGUGAUAACAGCUUUUAACUUCCCAGUGGCAGUAUUUGGAUGGAACUCCUCCAUAGCUUUGACCUGUGGAAAUGUGGCCCUUUGGAAGGGAGCGCCCUCUACCCCACUCACCAGCAUUGCUGUAACCAGGGUGAUGACCUCUGUCCUUGAAGCUAACAACAUGCCCCCUGCAGUGGUAUCUCUGGUGUGUGGGGGUGCUGAUAUUGGAACACUGAUGGCUAAAGAUGAAAGGAUCCCUCUUGUCUCCUUCACUGGGUCUACACCAGUUGGACACAUUGUUGCACAGAUGGUGACAGAGAGGUUUGGGAAAAAGAUUCUGGAACUGGGAGGCAACAAUGCUAUUAUAGUAAACGAGGAUGCAGAUGUUGACAUGGUCGUAAGAGCCUCUUUGUUUGCCUGUGUGGGGACAGCUGGGCAGAGGUGUACCACAACUAGGAGACUGAUUGUCCAUGAGAAAUUGUAUGAUGCAGUUUUAUCUGGACUGAAGAAAGCGUACGGGCAGGUCAAAAUGGGCGAUCCACUAGAACCUGGCACACUACUGGGACCAAUGCAUUCUAAACAAGGAGUGGAAUUAUAUCUGAAAGCAGUAGCAGAUGUCCAAGCACAGGGUGGAAAAAUAGAAGUUGGAGGCAAGGCAGUGGAUCGACCAGGAAACUUUGUUGAGCCCACCAUCGUGACUGGUUUACCCCAUGACGCGGAAAUUGUACAUAGAGAGACAUUUGCUCCCAUUGUCUACAUUAUGAAGUGCAAGAGUUUAGAAGAAGGUAUUCAGUGGAACAAUGAGGUAAAGCAGGGGUUAUCCAGUAGUCUCUUCACCAGGGAUAUCAGUAAUGUUUUCAAAUGGAUUGGCCCCAAAGGAUCCGACUGUGGGCUGAUCAACGUGAACAUUCCUACCAGUGGCGCUGAGAUUGGAGGAGCAUUUGGUGGAGAGAAGCACACUGGUGGAGGACGAGAAUCUGGCAGUGACGCCUGGAAACAGUACAUGAGGAGAGCUACAUGCACAAUUAACUGCAGCAGGGAGUUACCACUGGCCCAGGGAAUUAAGUUUGAAUAAGUCAGAUGGAACAAAAUGGAACCAAGAGGACCCAAGAAGACCUCGCUUUUUAUUGUCUGUUUUACAGACCUGCCAAUUUACUUGUAAAAA